Acanthocheilonema viteae is the source of this 1200-nucleotide messenger RNA. NCBI's taxonomy places the organism in Eukaryota, Metazoa, Nematoda, Chromadorea, Rhabditida, Onchocercidae. The record is from the annotation of a GenBank genome assembly.
AUGGAAGGAGAAUUAUAUGAUUCGCCAUUAUUUCCAAUGAUAUGCUUGGAAAAAACGAAAGCGCUUGAUGUAUUUAUUGAUUUCAUGCUUCAAAAUCAACCCUGUAAAAUGUACACUAAAACAAUUGCGAAAUGGAAAAGUCGGCAACAAUGGGUGAAAUGACAUAUGGAAGUACCGUUAGUCAAAAAAAGAACUGAUAAGAGAAUAGAAAAUUGUCAAAAAACAAAGCUUAAAGAUUAUAUCGAGAUGAUGCAAAAGAGUGAUGGAUCGAAUAAUAUUGGCUAUGCCAAAGAUUGGCAUUUUCAACAGUUAGUUGAUAAUAAUUUACGAGCUUCGGAAUCAGGGACAGCCUACGAAAUGUAUGAAUUGCCAUCGGUUUUGCGUUUUGAUUGGAUAAACAAUGAAAUAUGGUCAAAUGAUAAACGUAAUCAGUUAGGCGACUAUCGUUUUGUUUAUUUCGGAGCCAAGAAUACAUGGACACCAUUUCACGCUGAUGUGAUGAGUUCGUAUAGUUGGUCAGCGAAUAUUUGCGGACGAAAGCUUUGGUAUUUUGUACAACCGAACAAUGAGGAAUGCUUUAGAAUUGAUCGUAAUACAUUUUUAGAGGAUAUUCGAACGGUUCAAGACAAAUGGCCUAAAGCUAAUGUUAUAUCAUUUAUUCAAGAAGAAGGAGAAAUUGUUUUCGUUCCUUCCAACUGGUAUCAUCAAGUGCAUAAUUUAGAAGAUACAGUUUCAAUCAACCAUAAUUUUAUUAAUGCGAGUAACGCGGACUUGAUUGUUGAACUGAUAAUCAAACGUCUGAUGGAUAUAGACAGGGAAUUAGCCGAUUGCAGAUCUUGUUUUUCAUCUGCGGAAUACAGCAGCUACCGCGAAAAGAUAUUGGCUGCAGACAUUCGGGUAAACUUAGCGCAAUUCAGUUCAUUGCUUCAGCUGAUUAUAGAUGAUCGAGGAACGGAUGUAGACGAAUGCUGGAUUUGUCCACAACACUGGUCACUUUCGGAGUGCAAAAAGAAUGACAAUUGUCAAGAAUUCAUGCGAACAAUGAUUCGAACAAAUUGUACCUGUCAAAUGGGAAGCAGUGAGAUCUGUAAAAAGUGUUUAAAUUUCAUGAAAAAAUAUGAAAUUUCCAUUGCCGCUGAGUGCCUUGCGCGAAUUCGUCGCAUCGAGAAAGAAAAUUUAUAUGGAUCUCAAAAAUCAUGA